AUGUCUGGGGACUUCUGCAGUCCCAAGUGUGAUAGCCGCGAUGCUUGUCCGAAAGACAUGCCAACGGGAGCGUCCGCGGAUCCGGAAUGCGCGUUGCGCACUGCUUCAGGAAACAAAUAUUGUGCCCUCUUGUGCAUGUCAGACUCAGACUGUGGCCAGGGCCUUUGUCAGCACAUUCUUGGCACCGGAAUUUGCACUUAUUCCACGGAAACCGGAGACCUGAGCACUCUGCAG
This is a messenger RNA of Symbiodinium pilosum, 234 nucleotides long. Lineage: Eukaryota; Dinophyceae; Suessiales; Symbiodiniaceae. The record is from the annotation of a GenBank genome assembly.